This is a messenger RNA of Dentiscutata erythropus, 215 nucleotides long. The record is from the annotation of a GenBank genome assembly. NCBI's taxonomy places the organism in Eukaryota, Fungi, Glomeromycota, Glomeromycetes, Diversisporales, Gigasporaceae.
AUGAAGAAAAACAACUUGAAUUAGAGGAACAUAAUGAAGAAACCUUUCCGAAUAAUGAUAUAAAUUAUAUAUUAGAUAUUAAUGCAGAUAAUUCUUUUGGCCAAGUUUCAAAAUCAUCUGCCAGUAACGUUUCCCAGGUUAGUAAUUUAAGAAAUCCGAUCUGUGGUUCAAAGACUAAACCGGUUUUCUUGAACUGGGACCGAACCGGACCGUAA